AUGGCGCAAUUGGAGCUGGCAAUAUUCCAAGUUUCGCUGCAACGUUUUCAGCGUGUGAUGUUUAUAAUGGGAAUGUUACCGUAUUCAAAUCACUGUAGCAGCAAAUUAGGAAUGUCCUGUCGAAAGGGAUUUAUGUUGAGUUUACAUUUUCUGGCAGUGUUUUUUUUUACCGGCUUCUUAAUAAAAGAUCAAAUAAAGUAUGUAAAUGAGGCAAUCUACAAUGUCAAUGACGUCUUUUCAUCGGUUAUACAUCGUCUGGGCUUUAGUACUUUAAUACUGGUUCAACUUAUAAUACAUUUGGAGAGCACUUACAAAUCAAAUAUGUACACGGAAAUAUUUAAUAAAUUUGAACAAAUGCGGAAGUUGUUAUUGCGAAAAUUUGGAAUACAAUUUGAUUUGUCAAACCUAAAAUUUUGUGUCUACAUUUUGCAGAUUCAUUUUACACUCUACUGUGGUUUGUUAUUAAUGCUUGUGAUUACAACGGCUAUACAACCAACACCAGUUGUCCGAUUACUAAUAAGCUUGCACGCAGAGCUAGUGUUAAAGGUCAAAUUAUUCGAGUUCAUGUGUUUCAUUAUUGUAUUCAUGGUAAUGAGCUGUCAUGUAUGUAGAGCAGCUAAGCAGCAUUGUAGACAGUUGGAGGCGACACGAUUUGAAAGUAGCUUUCAGCGACGUGAAUGUUUAUUAGGAUUUAUAGCACUGCAAGACUUGCAUGCUUUGCUUUGGGAGAAUAUGCAGCAGAUAACGGACUACUUUGAGUGGAGUUUACCAGGAUUAUUUGCAAAGCAACUUAUUGAUUUAACGCUUUUGGCAUAUUGGGCAGUUUUAAAUCUAGAAACCGGCACGUCAAUAGUCAUUAGAUAUUAUUUAAUAAUUUUUUGGUUUAUGAAAAUAUCCACUUUAACGAUUGCAUGUUUCCUUUGUUCCAUCUGCGAACGAAAGGAUAGAGAAUUACGUUCGUAUUUUAGAACUUGUUUAAAAGAUCGUCAGAAUCUGCUGCUAAUGCGGUGCAUGCAUCGAAUUUCAAUGCAACUAUGGCAGGAAACAGUUACAUUUGUGGCCGGAAGUUUUGUAACGAUUAACAUAGAAACACUCGGCAAAGUAAGUAACUUUAUUGUUGAGAGAAAAUUGGACUAA
Messenger RNA from Bactrocera oleae (olive fruit fly), 1137 nucleotides. It is a transcript of the gene Gr98a, whose product is annotated as Gustatory receptor 98a. Lineage: Eukaryota; Metazoa; Arthropoda; Insecta; Diptera; Tephritidae. Gene Ontology annotation, cellular component: membrane. The record is from RefSeq and is a predicted model, not a curated record. Gene Ontology annotation, biological process: sensory perception of taste.